Messenger RNA from Cokeromyces recurvatus, 1095 nucleotides. RefSeq lists its product as uncharacterized. NCBI's taxonomy places the organism in Eukaryota, Fungi, Mucoromycota, Mucoromycetes, Mucorales, Mucoraceae. Bases 402 to 1043 code for a protein of 213 amino acids. The transcript has 2 exons. The record is from RefSeq and is a predicted model, not a curated record.
AAAAUCUUUAAAAAAAAAGGUAUAAAAAAAGGAUUGUAGAUCUCUUUAACUUUAUUUGUUUUUACCCUUUCUUUUUUCUCUCUCUCUCUUAUAAUGCCUUUAUCAGCAAAGACUAAAAUAAUUUGGGGAUUUAUGCUCGAAAAUACACUUUUUACACCAUUUGAAGAACAUAAUCACACUAUAAUAGAGAAAGCUUAUCGUGAACGUAAAAGGAAACCAUCGAGUCAUUCUAUCAAUAUUAUAGAUGGCAAUCUUCCAAAGCCUUGUAAAGCUAAAGUUUACUUUGGUGUUGCUCAAAACCAUCUUCAUCUCCAGCAUUAACAAAACAUAGUGUCUCUCCUCGUCUUUCUAGUUGUAGUCAACAAACACUCUCUCCUAUCUCAUCCGAUUGUUCUUCCAUCAUGUCUUCUCUAGAGCCCUCUUCCUAUAGUAAUGAUUCACACUUAGCUACUACUACUACUACUACUACUACUACUCCUCUUUUAAUGAAUGAUACAAGUCCUUCAAUGAUGACUUGUAAUAGUACUCCUUCUAAUCAACUAUGGUAUAAUUCAAUUCUAUUCGAUGAAAAUAAUAAUAGAUUUGACUAUUUUUCAUCUUUACCUUUUACGGAAGAGAGUCUCCUUUCAACUACUUCUCAUCCCUAUUAUGAUCAAAAAGAAGAAGAUGUGUAUCAUUCUACUCAUAAUCAGGAUGACUUUACAGCCACCAAUGACAGUUAUCGAUACUCCCAUCCUACUACUAUCACUACUAAUACUUAUUACUCGCGUGAUAAAAUGGGUCACUUGAAUCAUGACAUAUAUAGUUGGCAUGAACCCAGUUCGACAAUAUCACAUCUAGACCCUUCUCCUCCUCCUCCUCCUCCUCCUACUAAUGAAGCCGUUUUAAUGGAUACAAAAUGGCUUGAUGAAUUCUUAUAUAAUAUUCACACUGUUUCAUGGCCUCAUAUCUUACCUUCAACAAUUGAACCAUACAAGAUAAAUAAUAUCUAUCAUGACUGUGCAACUCAUUUUUUCCCUGACAAUCACUUUGGUUAUCCUUAAAAAAAAAAGAAGUGACGUUUUUCUUUUUAUUUGUUUGUAUAUUUAUUUAGAC